AAGGGGUUAACGAGAGGGUAAGGGAAAGAGAGGGAAAGAAAGUGAUGAACGAAGGAGAGGAGGUGCAUCGGUGGUGGUGGAGGUGGUGAUGGCGGUGGUGGUGGAGUCCUGUAGCUGUACAGAGCGCUAGCGCCAAAGAGAACUGUGGUGGCGAUACCGCGCGGCGCUGCAGCCAAAUGAAAAUCAGUCCAGCGUUGGCCGCCGGCGAGGACGUAUCUGGCAUUGAUGUCAGUAUUUUGAAGAUAGAGAAAGAGAUAGAGAGAAAGACUCGACUACAUUCGCAAGAUCGAGGGGAAUCGCAGAGGCUGAGAGAAUUGUGGUAGGGCUGAGAAGUAGGUAAAGAGGGAGAAAGGAAGCCGAGGAGGACGAGAACGAGGACGAGAACGUGGUGGAGAGGGUGACGAGAGGGUAACGAUGAAAGGUAGCCAAGUCGAGACGACGGCGUCCAGGCGCUGCUGCCGCCGUCGCCGCUGCCACUGCUGACGAUCAUGAACGUUCCGGAGUUCGGUGAAAACAGGGUACAUUGUAUCUAGGUAGCCGGCUUUGUUAGAUCGGAUGAUCGAGAAGUUUUAUGAAAGAAAGACUCCUCGUCGAGUCCAAUCGCGAGAAUAACGAUUCUUCUUCCCGGUUCCGUACGAUUCUCCUUUAGCGCUUAACAUUUGCUCGCGGUAAAAAUCGGCUACCGUGGAGAGGCUGAUAGAAGGAAGGUCGAGAAUAAGAGAGGAAUAGAGAUAUGUCCUCGAUGCAGCAAGAUGCAGCACGAGGGAAGCGCUUCGGUGGUUCUCCGGUUUAGUGCGUGCGCGGCGGCAAACGAGAAGAAGGGACACGUUGCUCUUGUUGCUGGUGCACGUCGUCGAUGGUGGACACGAUCACGUGCUCCCGAUAGAAGAACGAGAAGAACGAUGUCAGUGGCGUGCUCGAGGUAUCUGCGAUCGUUCGGUGGACCCUGAGACUAGAGUGGAGCAGAAAGAAGAGUCGGAGAAGGAGGAGGAGGAAGAGGAAGAAGGAGCAGGUGUAAGGUGGAUCGCUUCUUUCCAACGUCGUCGAGAGAGUCCAAGUGGUCCGCUUUUAUUCGGCGCGCCUGCAGCCACGUGCGGAGACAACCGGACGAGGAGGAGGACGCGGAAGAGGAGGAGGUGGAGGAAGACGAGCCGGAGGAGAAGAGGCAACGAGCAGCCGGUAGUGGUGCUUGUGGUGGUGCUUGUGGUCGAGAAAGAAGCGAGCUUCUCGGUUUCUAUCUUUGCAAACAUGAGACAUUGGACACUCAUGGCGGCGAUAGCCCUGGCUGCAUCGGGGCUGGUAAGCGGCGGUAGUCACGAGAAGCGGCUGCUGAACAAUCUGCUGGAUUCGUAUAACGUCCUGGAGCGGCCGGUGGGAAACGAGUCCGACCCCCUCGUCUUGAGCUUCGGCCUUACGCUUAUGCAAAUAAUCGACGUCGACGAGAAGAAUCAACUGCUCAUCACGAAUCUUUGGCUGAAGUUGGAAUGGAACGAUGUAAAUAUGAGGUGGAACAUCUCGGAUUAUGGAGGCGUCAAAGAUCUCAGGAUCCCUCCGCAUCGACUUUGGAAACCGGACGUUCUCAUGUAUAACAGCGCGGACGAAGGGUUCGACGGUACUUAUCCAACGAACGUCGUCGUAAAGAACAAUGGCACCUGCUUAUACGUGCCACCCGGUAUAUUCAAGAGCACUUGCAAGAUAGACAUUACCUGGUUCCCCUUUGACGAUCAGCGCUGUGAGAUGAAAUUUGGCUCUUGGACUUACGACGGCUUUCAGUUGGAUCUGCAGUUGCAAGACGAAGCAGGAGGUGACAUCAGCAGUUUCAUCACUAACGGCGAGUGGGAUUUGUUAGGGGUCCCUGGUAAAAGAAACGAAAUUUAUUACAAUUGCUGCCCGGAACCAUAUAUAGACAUCACCUUUGUGGUCAUCAUUAGGAGACGUACGCUUUACUAUUUCUUCAACCUAAUCGUGCCGUGCGUAUUAAUCGCCAGCAUGGCCGUUUUGGGAUUCACCCUGCCACCCGAUUCCGGCGAGAAACUCUCCCUCGGGGUAACGAUUCUCUUGUCUCUCACUGUGUUCCUUAAUAUGGUGGCCGAAACAAUGCCAGCUACGUCGGACGCUGUCCCGCUCUUAGGGACGUAUUUCAAUUGCAUCAUGUUUAUGGUCGCCAGCAGUGUCGUUAGUACGAUCCUCAUUUUAAAUUACCAUCAUCGAAAUGCCGACACUCACGAGAUGUCCGAAUGGGUCAGGAUUCUUUUCCUAUAUUGGUUACCAUGCUUACUCCGAAUGUCACGACCAACCGACAAAGAGGAAAAAGAAACGCAGAAAUCUCAAAAGCCAUCUCCGGUCACCGGUACGAGCAAAUCGUAUGGUGAUUUGGAGUUGCAUCAAAGGAGUAGCAAAUCACUGUUAGCAAACGUCCUGGACCUGGAUGACAACGCGCUGGCGUCUCACAACAAUUUAUUGAACAACGUGUACAGUACACCGGGUCCACACCAUCAUACGAUGGGCCACGGACACAGUCACAUACAUUCGACGCCUCAUCAUCAUCACAGUCACGCGACUCCCACGCCGCAUCAUCAGCAUUCGACGCCGUUAGCUCACUCUUCCUAUCCCGGCCAUCAGCUUGGCCACACGCCGCAUCAUCAUCAGCAUCCGUCAGACACGGCGGCGCCACAGGUCGAGACGAUAUUUCAGAACGCUUGCUUCUGUGCGCGUUACGAGCUCAUACUGAUCCUCAAGGAGAUCAAGGUGAUAACGGAUCAGUUAAAGAACGACGAGGAAAACACGAAGGUGACGAACGACUGGAAGUUUGCGGCGAUGGUGAUCGACAGGAUGUGCCUAAUCAUUUUUACUCUGUUCACCAUCAUCGCUACCAUCACCGUCCUAUUAUCGGCGCCGCACAUCAUCGUCACGUGAUUCAGAAAAGCCAGGCAACUGCCAGUAGUUGAUCGUCGAAGAUCCGUACUGGAAUGCGCUCGAUUGAUCGCGAGAGCGAAAAAAUACGAUGGAGAGGAGCGGAUGAAGAUGAUCGAAAGAAAGAGAAGGAAGAAGAAAAAAGGAAACGCUAUCGAGAAGGAGGAAAACCGAUGUUCCUUUCGUCCUUCUAUUUUCCCUUCGUUCGUCGCGAGAUCCUUCUUCUUCGUCAUUGACGAACUCGAAGCACUCGUUUACGCUUCGCGUCGUUUAAAAGCGGAAGUUGAAGGGAUGCGAUACAGGAAGGAACUUACGAUCUCGACUUACGUCACGUAAACGUAACGUUUCUUUUAAAAAAGAGAAAGAAAGAAAAAGAGUAAGGGAAAAAGGAGAACGAGGACACCUUAUCGAAGCAGCAAGUCGACGUAUGUACGUGGCUACGCGAUGGUCGCAGAGGGUGGUAGUAGGAUCGUGAGAGGGUAAACGAGGAGGAACAACGGAAAUCUCAGAGAAUACGAGCACACACAAACGCGUACGUUCCUCGAUAGCAGUCGAUAUUUCUUCCAUAGUUAUAUAUCACGUUUUUAUAUCAUAUCUUGAAAAGGGCUUAUCAAAUAGUUCCAACGUGUUUCCUCCCUCGCCUUUUUUUUCUUUUCUUUUUUCUUGUUUCUCAUCUUUUCUCCUUGACUUCCAAUCCAAAUUGCGCUUCUAUUGAUUAAGUUUCACUUUGGAUUAUCCUCGAUAUCGAAAUAAUUAUUUUCAUUCUUAUACGUAUCUUUAGAAAAAUAUUCUGGGAAUAUCGGUCCGGAAAUAUAAUCCGUGUUUAAUGUCUGUAGAAGAUUCUAUGUAAAUCUGUUGUUGAAAUUAUUCAGAAAAAAGGAAAGAAAGAAAAAAAAAGAAUUCGUGUCCCUCGAAAUCGUUCAAUAUUUCGUGACUGCUACUUCGGGGUACGUGCGUAUAAGCGUGAAGAGAACACAUACGCACACAUGAGCACACCAAGAUGUUUACACAUGCAGAUAAAAUAAAGCAAUUCGAUGGGUACGUCGAUGAGAAAAAUAGAGACGAAGAGAGAGAAGAAAAAAGAGGAGAAGAGGAGGUGGAGGAGGAGGAAAGGAUAAGGAAAAGGAGGUAGGGGGAGCAAAGAAAAAAUGUCGAAUACGCAGGAGCUCAAGAUCGAGGACUCUUAUGAGGGAAGGAUCGGAUCUUGAGGAUCUUAGCUUCCGCUGUAAAUAGGAAGGACAGAUUAUUAAAAUAAGCUCGCACACGUGAAAAUACACAAAAAUAUGCGGACGGAAACGAACGGGACCGACUGACGGACUUGAACUCAUCUAUUACAUGCGCGCACAUAACACUGAUAGACAUGCAUACGCGCACGCACGCACAACACACACACACAUACACACAUACACAAUACAGAGACAACAUAGAAACGCACGGUGAUGGUAAGGAAGAAACGAAAACAAACAAAUCGCUCCUUGUGUCAAAAUUGGUAAAAAGGCAAAGCGCACACAUUAUACUCUCAGAAUACACACAAUGAACUGCCAAGGUGAUUCAAAUAAUAUGCCAGUGAAUUUUAUUAUCAGUAUCACUAGUAAGUAAAUCGAUGACAACUUAAUAAACGGGGGAUUUAUACUACGAUUUAAGUGGCGUGCACUAACGCAAAUAUAAAUACUGUUCUUUGUUAGACUGUAAGGGGACAUUCAGUGUAAAGAUAUUGAAGAAAAGAGAGAGAAAGAGAGAGAGUAAGAGAGGAAGAAUGUAUGUGAGAGAGAACGAGAAAAAAAAGAAAGAAAGAGAGAGAAUGAGAGAGAGAGAGAGAGAGAGAGAGAGAGAGAGAGAGAGAGAGAGAGGGAGAGUGAGAGUAAGGAAGGAUAUAAAAAAUAUAAACGGGAAUAGCAAUUUAGCCCGAUAAUUUAGUUUUAAGCGACGUUCUUUCUUUCCCUUCUAUCGAAACACUCUCAUUCGCCCGCAUAUGCACUCACAGACGGAUACUCACGGACAUUUAUAAAUCUACGCGCAAAAAAAUACAUAUACACGUGUAUACAGGAAGACACAAAUACAAGACACACACAAGACACACAGUCGCGAACCAUCGUAUUUUUCGACGUUAUUAACGCGUUAAAUGCAGGUUCGCGUGCGAGUAAAAAUCUUUUUACCCUUUAUCCUUCCCUCUUAAUCGCUUCUUUUCUUUGUCCUUUUACCUUUCUCCAGCUCGCGAUCCGACGAAAGUUUUCAAGAAGCGAACGGCUCGUCGUACGUAAUACGUACAUACGUACACACAUACAAAUAUACAUACACGCAUACAUACGUAAAUAGGUGGUUCGAUUUACCGAAUAAUUCGAAAUCAAGCGAUACCUCGUGAUUUUCAAAGUAGCUUACAUUUACUUUCUUAAAUCGCACUACUUUCGAAUUAUUCGCCCUUCGAACUUGGAACGCUCUCCGUUCAAGAUAUGGAUCCGAGUUCAUCUUUUUCCUCUUUUCCUUUUCUUCUUGUCUUUACUUUUUGGUAGGGAGAAGGGGAUUUGAGCGAAGGAGAAGGAAAGAGGGUGAGGGGGAGGGGAAAUCGAACACUUUUUUCUCGAGGGAAUCAAGCGUUCCACUUCUCUAUCUAUCUCUCUCUCUCUCUCUCUCUCUUUCUCUCUCUCUCUCUCUCUCUCUCUCUCCUCGUUGAAAAGAAGAAAAAGAGAUGGAAGAAGGAAAAGAGAGAGAGAGAGAGAGAGAAAGAGAGAAAAAAAAUAUGUGCACUUCAUACUAGAAGACUCUUCCUUUGCACGAGAGAUUCUCUUUCCCUUUCCAUACUCCUUCGCGAACGUUGCUUCGAAUUUCUGUCGACUACGAGCAAAUUCUCUUUGGUCAAUAUACGACGAGAAAUGAAAGGGAAAAUAAUAAGAGGAAGGAAAAGAGAAAAAAGAAAAGAAAAGACAAAAAAAAGAAAUGAGGAAAAGGGAGAUCGGGGGAGAGGGUGGGGCCGUAAAAAAAGCUCGUUUGUAAAAGUAAAGCGACGAUAGGAGGGUGUAUAUCGUUGUUUAAACAAUAUUCGCCUCGUAGAAGAUUAAAAGAAACUCGAAGGCUUCGCGUUCCGAAAUCCAACGUCGAGAGAGCGGAAUUGCCUUAGCGCGUGAUGAACGUUAUGAACAAUGAUGAUAAAUCUCGAACAAAAUCAACAUAGAUAUUUUGUUUUAACUCGGAAUUGCCGUCUUUCUUUGGUCGCGAAAUGUUUAUUUAUUAACUUCCGCUGUCGCUCCCGCGAACGUUUCUUUUAUUUCAUUCGUCCAAAACGAGAUUAUCUAAAAAGUGAUAAUAAAUAAGGAAAGGAAAAUUUCAACGAUGAUCGUUACUGAUAAAUUGUAUAUUAUUAAUUUAAAAGCGAAUUUAAUGGCUUAUCGCAAUUUAAAAUAUAUUAUUGCUAUUAAAAGAAUUUCAAGUCUUAAUCGAGGACGAUUAAUGUCCUUUCUUCGAGAGAAAAGAAACGAUCUCGCGAGCAUGUGGGGGAAGGAAUUACGACAAAUUUCCAAAAAAGGAGUAGUAAGUACGAUCGUCGAGCGCGUUUAAGCGAGGAAUUAGAAAAGAGUUCGAGUGUCGAUCGAGCGAUUAUUAUCGAAUAUAUUCUCGAUAGGAUACACAAAAAAAAAUAUAUGGCAACAUAACAAUAAUAAUUAUAAAUAAUCCACAUUGUUUUUCGGAUAGUCUCCGUAGGCUGGCGUUGUUGGGGGAGAAGACGAUGUUACGAAUAUAAACUUUAAUCGUAUUGUACAUUUUGGCCAUUGGCAUUGACGCGACAACCAAUCACAAGUUAUCUUUUAAAUAUUAUUAAAAGUUACAAUAUUAAUAAAACAAAACUGUUAAAUGAUAUUAAAGAAUCGAUUAAAUGUAGAGUAUGUAUAUUAACGGAACGAAAGAGAGCGAGAGCGAGAGAGAGAGAGAGACAGUGCGACAGAUUAAGAGAGAUUAAGUAAAUGGAAGCGAGAACGAUAAUUGUUCGGUAUUCGAUUUGAUCGUUGGGCGAGCGCGCAUUUUUAGAUCUUCAAAUGAACCGACUAAAUUAUUAUCUCGUAAAAGUGCGAUCGCCGAGAAUUCGCUAAAAUAAUAUGUACGUAGUUAAGUAUGAAGAGAAAAAAAAAAAAAGAAAAAAAGAAAACAUAAAAGAUGUAAAAAAAUUAAUAUGGUUACCUCUACGAGUCUCGUUAGUUAGAGAAGAGAAAAGAGUUAUAAAGAGGGAUUAUUACGAAGGAGGAAAAAUGUUUUAAAAGCGAUGAAUUAUUAUAUAUACAUACAUACAUAUAUUAGCAUACGUGCUAUAUUAUUCUUAGGAACAGCUGUGAUGAUCGACAUGGUAAAAAGAAAAAAGAAAAACAAGGAAAAAAGAAAGGAAAAAAGAAGGAAAGAAAGAAAGGGAGAAAAAUAAUUACCAGUUUCGUAGUAUCCUGAAAGUUCCGCAACACUUUGCAAUCUUGCGAAAUAAAAAAGGAAAAGGAAAACAUAAAAAGAAAACGUUUCAAGAAGUAAAUCUUUAUUCUCAUUGUUUUCAAAGGGACGACGAAGAAAUAACGAAAGAAAAAGAAGAUAAAGAAAUAGGGAAACGAAAAACUGUUCCAUCUUUUUGUUCUCCGCGAACAUUUGCCGGAGUUCGAGAUGGUGGAAGCGAAAGUCCGGUUGAAGAUUUUCCAUGCGAUUCCGCCUUAUUCUUUCCCUUUAUUGUUGUUAAAUAUUUAAAAGAUAAACGAAAAAAAGUUAAAGAAAAAAUUCAAAAAAAAAAAAGAAAAAGAAAAGAUAAUCGACAACGUACACACUAAUUCACAUUAAUCGACGUAUCAAAUUGAAGCGAAUUAAAAAAAAAAAAAAAGGAAAAAAGGAAGAAAAAAGAGAAAAAAAGAAAAGAUUAUUACAGAUAUUUUCGAUAGAUAAUUUCGUUUUAGAACGAACUUAGAUGGGCGAACGAGAUGUAUUAAGAUGAGAAAUAUGCGAUAACCACGGUCCUUCGCUGUUAUCCAGGAUAUUAAUCUGAAAUUAGUAUUUAGUUUAAUCAAUCGCUUACUACUACUUAUCACACAGGGUACCGUCGAUUUGACUGAGAAGUUAUAUUAUUCUGUACGUUGAGAUAUAUAUCUAUAUAUAUAUAGAUAUUAUAAGACAAAUAAAAAUAAUAUUAUAAAAUCUUGUUAUUAGAGCGAUUACGUGAUAUGAAUAAUAAGAGAGAGGAAAAGGAAAACGACGAAAUAAGGAAGAAAUGAUCAAAGUGAAUAUAUUAUAUAUGCCACGUGUGUUGCACGAAUUCGAAUAUAUACGUAUAUACGAAUAAUUUCGAAGAUGAAGCAAGGAAGUUGGCACUGAGAGAGAACAAUUUUUGCGCGAUCCCAAUAAAAUUUCAUUUUCCUAGACGACUCAGGAAGAGCAUACGAAUAAAUUUUUUGUCAUCUCGUUCGAUGUGCGGAAAAAAAAGAAAGAAAACAAUGAUCUAAAAAGAGAGAAUUUCUCAAAAAAAAAAUCUUCAUUCCGCGUGGAUCGUCAGCGUAUAUAUAUGUGUGUGUGUGUCUAUAUAUAUAUGUGUGUAGGUACACGCACACGCAUACAUGAUGAAGUAUAUCAAAUAAAAAAUAAUAGUUCGAUUUUGAAUAUAUUUAAAGGACAGGGAGGUAGGGUAGAACGAAUCGUUUCCACCUUCUCAAACCGAACGGCAAAUCUGUUAUUUAAAAGGAAUCGCGCUAAAGUUAGACGCUAAAUACAUUUUUCAUAAGUAUUAAAGAAAGAUGAUAUAUCAUUAAUAAUCGGAAAUGAAGACGGUAAUAUGAAUAGAUUUAGAAUGAAUUAGAAGGAAGUAAAUGACGGAACUGGAGCCUUUAAAAUAAAUAAAACGGAGAAGAAUAAUAACUCAGCCUGUCUUGUCCAAUGGUGACACACGCGAGUUUGUUAUAUAAACGAUAAACCUUAUAAUAAUGAUAAUAAUAAUAAUAAUAAUAAUAAUAAUAAUAAUAAUAAUAAUAAUAAUAAUAAUAAUGAAUAAUAAAUAAUAAAGAAUAAAGAAUAAAUCAUAAAUCAUUAAUAAUAAUAAUAAUAUUAAUAAUAACGAUAGAGUUAGUAAUAUUAUUACAUUUAAACAAAAAUAAUAAUAAUAAUAACAACAAUAAUGAUAAUAUUAAUAAUAAUAAUAAUAAAUAUUAAAUAAUAAUCAUAAUAAUAAUAGUAAUAAUGAUAACAAUUACAAUAAUGAUAACGAUAAUGAUAAUAGUAUUUAUUAAUAGAGAUAAAAAAGAAAUUCUCUGCCUGUAUAAAGUGUUGAAGUUUUCUUUUUACGGCGUUCAGGUACAGUUAACGUGAUCUCUAUAAAGUAUUGUUUUCAAGGUUGAAUAUAGAUAAUGGUAAAGAAAGAAGGGGAAAUAGAGGAGGGAUCGACACGCUCUAAGGAUCGUAGUGUAGCGCAGAUGUCGAGAUAGGGUGAAGCGAAAUGUGUGGAUAAAAAAAAAGGGAAAAAAAGAGAAAGAGAUUGGCGGGAAUAAACGAUGCCGUGAUCUUUCGAACGUCUCGCUUAUCUAUCGAUCGAGCGCGUUUUCGAUGCGAGAAAAGCGAAAAAAGAGAGAGAGAGAGAGAGGGAGAGAGAGAGAGAGAGAGAUAGAGAUCGAAUGAGGAUGUAAAAAACGUUUAAAAAAAGGGUGCCCCGUUCGGCUCACAUUAAAAGUGAUCGAGAUCGAAACGCCUGUUUAAAAAUAACAAAGAAAAAGCAAAUAAAAAAAUAAAACAAACGAACAAACAAACAAACAAACAAACAAAAUUCGAAUCUCGACGUAAAUCUGAUUCGUAUUUUCGUAUUUUCGAUUCCGUGAUACGUACUAAAGAGAUAUUUUGUAAAUUUUUCUUUCGGAGGGAAAUUAAACGUGUUUUUUUAAUUAUUUAUUUUUUCUUUCUUUUUUUUUUUUUUAAAGAUCCGUUUUUUUUUUUAAGAUUCUGGCGAUACGCGCGUUAACUCGUCGUUAGAAAUUUCAGUCAAUCAACUAAAAGACAAUCUUUCGAAUUCCGAAAAGUUACGAUGACGAUUAGGUGUCGACGCGAUUUAACUGAUAAAAUGAAAACAAUGAUUAUCUCUGUUGCACGUUGCUUGUUUCGAUCCAAUCAUCGUGAUUUAACGUAUUGCAAUCAACACCUAACGAGGAUUAUACGUAUCUAUGUAAGUACGUGUUUCGGUACUCCUAAUAUCUAAUCCAGCACGUAACGAGAGAGAGAUUCAACGCGUAGAAUAUAACAUCGAUCUAACACAGCGAACGACGUCGAUUCCACGAUGAUUCUCAUCAUUGAUUCAAUGUCGAUCAAUGCUAACUAUAUAUUUUAUCAUGAUUGAUGAAUCUGAUAUUGCAAAUUGGUCGAAUCUAUCGUUGAAAUAAGAUAACUUUAUAAAAUGUGUUCAAGAUAUAAUGUUACAUAUAAGGAUCUUUUCUUAAAUAAUCGAAAUAUUAGAAAUAUAUUCAGACGUUUAAAUAUCAGAUACUUAUCUAAUAUCUAAAAAGUGAAGGAAAGUCUCGAUCUAAAGAAAAAGAGAAAAAGAUUAAAGAGGAUAUGAAAUUAAAUUGCAAGACGUUAAAAAAAAUGAGAUCGAUAACCAAUGUGACGUUUCGAUUAAUCGAUCGCUUUAUAUCUUAUCGUAAUAAGGUCUAUUGUAUUAUAGCACGCCAAUGUCUUCCGCCAUUAGUCUCCAAGUAUCGCAUUAAUACACUAAUACGUAAAAUUAUAAAAGUUUCUUUCGUUCGUGAGAGUAAGUAGAUACAAUGACGAUGAAUUAAAUUGUGCAAUCGAACGUAAUCGAUUCGUUGGAAACUUUAACACGAUUGAAAACGUUCCAAUAAAUUUCAUGCAUUGUAAAUUGAUUUCCUAAUUAAUUCGUGAACAAAAUUCAAUUAAUUUGUCACUUUUUAUUAAACUUUAAUGAAUCGAUUCGUAACUUUACAAACGAUCUUCGUUAUAUUUUAGAUCGUCGAAUAAAUGGAAACUCACGUCGACUCGAACAGCGAAAGAAAUUUAAUCGUAUUUAAGCUUUUAAGAGAGACAAGUUAGGCUUUUCAAAUAUUUAGAAAAGGCAUUAGGUCAGCUCGGAAAAAGCUCGAAUAGAUCAGUCGAGACGUUUGAAGGAUUUAUCAGCGAUUUUCCAUUCUUGAUUGACCGUUCUUUAUACAUACGUACAUAUACAUACAUAUAUAUAUAUAUACAUAUAUAUAUAAAUACAUAUAUAUAUAUAUAUAUUAUACGAAAAAAAACUAUACAGAGAAAUAUAUUAUAUGCAGGAUGAAUAAAUUACCAUCGAUAAAAAUGCGCGAAUGAUGUUUGAGGAACUGUCCGAAUACCUAAAUUACAAAUCAAAUUCGUAAAUAUUAUAAAUAAAUUGGCAGGAGCGAUGAGUCGAUGUUUCUUCUGAUUCUUUACGGUACUUUUCAUCGUAAAUUUAUGUUGUCGUAAAAGUAUUGAACAAUAUUUUUAAUACUUAUUUCGCAUGCGAAAGUCCAUUGUGAUAGUACUGUGAUCCAAGGAAUACGAGAGUGUAAUUUUUUUAAGGAUAUGAUGGAAAGUACUAGGAAAAAUAAUUAGAAACAUAUUGGUGUAUGCAGAAAAUUUCAAACGACUCGUAAUUAUCGACGAAGAAGUUGAGAAAAGUGAGCUAUUCGAGAAAUAUGUAAUUCGUAAUUAUUCAUCUUCGUUUAAGUUGUUACGAAGAUUAAAUUCGAGAAACGUUCUUCAACGAUUUUUCGUGAUUCUCUACGCAUUUUUCACCGAUAAUGUAAUUUCGUACAGCCUGUAUACGCGAAAAUAAUAAAAACGUUAAUGAAUUCCAAAAAGCGUCAAGGAUCGAUGUUCGUAUAUUUGAGGAAAAAAAUGUUAAAUAAGAUAAGCAAAACGCAACGUUCAUCCAUCGUGUCUCUUAUCGAAAAUCGGUCGAUUAUAAUUAUCCAAAUAUAGUUUAUCGAUCGUCCUGUGGAUAUAAUAAAAGAGAACGACGAUCCAUUUUCGAAAUUUUCUCACUCGGUAAUUUCGACUAAUCGUGACGUGAUUGUUAAAUCGUCUCUAAUUAAUACCUAAUGCUAAUCAAAUGAUCAAUGCCAAACGGUCGAUUUAUUAACAAUGAAAAACGCGCGCGUGCUUUUAAUGAGCAGCGAGUAUAAUUAGAAUUAAACCGAUUAGGUGAGACGCGAGUUUUCAAGUGCCAAAUCUUUAUAGCUUACUUCAAACGAAUGCGCGAAAUCGCAUAGAAACGUUAACUAGCCAAAUGCGAGGAUGAAGAGAAGAGUAUACGAAAAGGUAUUUCUAGGGAAUAGAGAAAGGAAAACGCACGGCUGUUUAUAAUAAGAAAUUUUUUUUAUAUAGCAACCAUUGAUUUUAUUGUAUGCUUUUUAUUUUUCUUUUUCUUUUUUUCUCUUCUUCUUUCCUUUUCGCUUUCUCCUUUUUUCACUUUUAUUCUCCUUUCUUGCUUAUCGAUUCAUUAUUUCACGUGACGAUUUUCUUCCACGUUUCUACCCACUUUCAUUUGCUUUCAUUUUGCGUGUACUUUCCGUGCGAUUAAAAUAAUCGAUAAUAAUAAUACAAUUAGCGUCGAGCUCGAUUCGUUCAUCUGCAGUGCGACCAAAAAAAGGAACGGAAUAUCUUCUUGUCAGCCUCGAAUUACGCUUUGCUCGCAAUAUGAAAUUCCGUGUCAGUCCUCUUCUUUCUAGGAUAACCGCGAUCGGGAAAGGUUUUGGCCUUGAUGAGGAAACGUGUAUACAAAGAAAGCGAGAUAAAAAUUUGUGUAAUUAAAAGGAAAACAAACGAAUGGACGAACAAACGAACGAACGAACGAACGAACGAACGUACGAACGAACGAACGAACGAACGAACGAACGAACGAACGAACGUACGAACAAACGAACGAACGAACGAACGAACGAACGGACGUACGAACGAACGAACGAACGAACGAACGAACGAACGAACGAACGAACGAACGAACGAACGAACGAACGAACGAACGAACGAAUGAACGAACGAACGAACAUACGAACGAACGAACGAACGAACAAACGUACGAACAAACGAACGAACGAAUAAACACGUCACAGCCAUAAAUUGAAUUUAAAGCGAUUUUUACAAAAGGGAGUUAUUUGUAAACGAAAAGCGGUAUUUAAAAAGAUAAAAGAACAAAAAGAAAAAAGAAAAAAAAGAAGAUAAAACGAAAAACGAAGCAGACAAGUUGUAAUCAUUUUUUCAACAGGCAAUUCUCGUUCUUUUCAUUUUUUGAACUAUCACGCUAGCUCACUACGUGCAAAAUGCGGAAACUCCGUUAUCCAGCGAAACGAAAUCUGAUUUAUCGAAGGAAAGAUAUAUAAGUGAUGUAAAACCGAACGUCUCAGAGAUGAAAGAAUAAGAAAUGAAAGGUAAAAAGGAAUAAAAGAAGUGGCAAGAAAAGAAGAAAAGAUAACGAGAGAAUAAUCGCUAAAUUUAAUGAAAACUGGAAUGAUUAAACGUGUACCAUUAAACAUAAUCUAUACAUAUUUAAACUAUUGAAUGCUAAAGAUCAUAUUCGUAUAAACCAAAAAAAUUAAUAAUCAAUUAACUGAAUAUUAAAGCUAGCCUGUAAUCAAUAGAGACGUAGUUAAUACUUUGACAGUAAUUAUAGGGGCGAUUCAAGGUAGAUUUGUUAGAAGUUAGGGUCAACUUUAUCGAAAUCAUUUUCUCUCUAAACUAACGAAAAAAAGAAAAGAAAAAAAAAAAGAAAAAAAACCUAAUUAUCUUAAACUAACCUAUGAAUUUUAAAUGAAAGAAGUGCUGAAAAAAAUAUACACACUCUUACACACAUGUACACGCAUACAUAAACAUAUAUACACGAAGACAUGUGACUAUUAAAGAGACCGAUUAUAUAUUGA
Vespula vulgaris is the source of this 13787-nucleotide messenger RNA. Its product is annotated as neuronal acetylcholine receptor subunit alpha-7-like. Bases 1249 to 2916 code for a protein of 555 amino acids. Lineage: Eukaryota; Metazoa; Arthropoda; Insecta; Hymenoptera; Vespidae. Gene Ontology annotation, molecular function: acetylcholine-gated monoatomic cation-selective channel activity; transmembrane signaling receptor activity. Gene Ontology annotation, biological process: nervous system process; regulation of membrane potential; chemical synaptic transmission. The record is from RefSeq and is a predicted model, not a curated record. Gene Ontology annotation, cellular component: synapse; neuron projection; postsynaptic membrane. The transcript is spliced from 12 exons.